AUGGGAAGAGUUGGGGCUAGGGAGGGAGAUGGUGGAUUUAGACGAAGCCAUGAGGUGGACCUAAAGGAAAGGAUUGGAUUGAAUAAGGAAGAGGGAGGAAACCCUAGAUUACACAAAGUCCCUAUUUAUACUGAUACAGGAAAUCUACUUAAGGAAAGGAAAGCUGUGUUAACACUAUUCCAGAAGCUGGCUUGGAAGAAGUGGAAAUCUAUUCAAAACCAGUAUAUGGUCACUUGGGAUGAUGACAAGGAAACUGAGAAGUAUAUUGGCUUGAUGAGAAAGCUAGCUGCCUAUUUGAACUACAAGGAUCUCGACUUGGGGAGGAACAAGGAUGUUAAUACAAGCUAUGCAGAAGCAAGCAUUUGCGGUUUGAAGUAUUUCAGGAAUAACUUUAGGAGACUUGUUCAUGUUAAGACCUUAGUUGAUCCUGGUAACUUUUUCAGGGAUGAACAGAGCAUCCCUGUGUGUCCAUCUAGGAAGAAAUAG
Prunus armeniaca (apricot) is the source of this 486-nucleotide messenger RNA. NCBI's taxonomy places the organism in Eukaryota, Viridiplantae, Streptophyta, Magnoliopsida, Rosales, Rosaceae. The record is from the annotation of a GenBank genome assembly.